AUGCCUUUCGGUCCGCUCAAGGAGGUCUCCAACCAGACCGUCUUCACCCUCAACAAUGGCGUGAAGAUGCCCGGUGUCGGCUUUGGCACCUUCGCCAACGAGGGCGCUGUCGGCGAGACGUACAAGGCCGUCACCCACGCCCUCAAGGUCGGCUACCGCCACCUCGACUGCGCCUGGUUCUACAAGAACGAGAGCGAGGUCGGCGAUGCCAUCCGCGACUUCCUCAAGGAGAACCCCAGCGUUAAGCGCUCCGAUCUCUUCAUCUGCACCAAGGUGUGGAACCACCUGCACGAGCCUGAGGAGGUCAAGUGGUCGCUGGAGAACUCGCUGAAGAACUUCGGCCUGGACUACAUCGACCUCUUCCUCGUCCACUGGCCCAUUGCCGCCGAGAAGAACGAGGACUACAUGCCCAAGAUUGGCCCGGAUGGCAAGUACGUCAUCAAGAAGGAACUGACUGAGAACCCGGAGCCGACGUGGCGCGCGAUGGAGGAGCUGUACGAGGCGGGCAAGGCCCGCGCCAUCGGCGUCUCCAACUGGACGAUCGCCGACCUGCAGAAGAUGUUCAAGUUUGCGAAGGUCAAGCCCGCCGUCAACCAGAUCGAGAUCCACCCCUUCCUGCCCAACGAAGAGCUCGUCAAGUUCUGCCAGGAGAACGACGUGCUGCCCGACGCCUACUCGCCGCUCGGCUCGCAGGACCAGGUUCCCACCACGGGCGAGAAGGUUCGCACAAACAAGACGCUCAACGAGGUUGCCGAUCGCAGCGGCCACACGCUGGCUCAGGUGCUGCUUGCCUGGGGUCUGCGUCGCGGCUACGCCGUCCUGCCCAAGAGCUCGACGCCGUCGCGCAUCGAGAGCAACUGGCUGGUCCCCAGCCUGUCUGACGCCGACUUCGAGGCCGUCAACAGCGUGGCCAAGGGCCGGCACACGCGCUUCGUCAACAUGAAGGACACGUUCGGCUACAACGUGUGGCCCGAGGAGUCGGUCGAGGCUGGCACCUCUGUUGCUUAA
Molecule: messenger RNA, 1008 nt
Organism: Lasiodiplodia theobromae
Lineage: Eukaryota; Fungi; Ascomycota; Dothideomycetes; Botryosphaeriales; Botryosphaeriaceae
Product: Aldehyde reductase
Exons: 1
Coding region: 1-1008 (335 amino acids)
Cellular component (GO): cytosol
Molecular function (GO): aldose reductase (NADPH) activity
Source: RefSeq, a predicted model, not a curated record